Molecule: messenger RNA, 3304 nt
Organism: Phoenix dactylifera (date palm)
Lineage: Eukaryota; Viridiplantae; Streptophyta; Magnoliopsida; Arecales; Arecaceae
Product: DEAD/DEAH box RNA helicase family protein
Biological process (GO): double-strand break repair via homologous recombination
Cellular component (GO): nucleus; cytoplasm; chromosome
Molecular function (GO): 3'-5' DNA helicase activity; ATP binding; nucleic acid binding
Source: RefSeq, a predicted model, not a curated record
CCGCUCGCUCUCUCUCUCUCUCUCUCUCUCUCGCCAUGGAAUCCGACUCCGACUCUGAUGCCUCCCACGUCUCCGCCACCCCUCCCCGAAACCCUGAGCCUAACCCUCCACCACCUCCUCUCCCUUCCCCCAAAUCUAGGUCUAGGGUUUUCUCCCUCCCCAAAUCCAGACGAAGUACCCCGCCCAAAUGCAAGCCCAAGAUCACUCCCAAACCAAACCCUAAAUCCUCUAAUCAGGAGACGCCGGAGCCGUCCUUCCCCUCCGCCGAUCUCUUAAACCCCCACGGCCUCUCCGUCAAGAUCCAGCGGCCGUCGGACAUCAACCGCACCGCCUCCUUCUCCCGCCUCGUCAAGUUCCGGAGGCCCUCCUUCGAUCCCUCGGAGUUCGAGAAUGGAGAAAAUGUCGGCGUCUGUGGGGGCCCUGCGGGAAAUUCCGCGGAGGAAGGAGGUCCUCCGAAGGAUCCGAGGCCAUCUGAGAUUCAUGCCAAACUUAAAAGAAUCCACCCUAACUCGAUUGGAUUUGAGGUGCCCGUGGAGCUGCCGAAGAGGCCGAGAUGCAGCAACGAGGGCAAUUUUGUGCGGCUGAACAUCAAUGGCUACGGAAGGAAAUAUGCGUACAAGAAUGGACGGAGAAGGUUUGCAACAACUUCGCGAGGUCAGAGAUACCGCCGGAAGUUCAUGAAACAUGGAUCUGGAAAUGAUGCGGAAACAUACAGCUGCGAGGAGGAUAAAUUGGCUUCAGGUAGCUCGUGGGAGCAGAGGAAGGGCUCAAAUUGUCGCAAUAAUUCGAUUGAUGAGGCAGUGGUUGCCGCUCGAGAGGACCUAUCUGAUGAAAAUUUGAAGAAUUUGCUGAAGCUGACUCAUGGGUAUGAUUCGUUUCGUGAAGGGCAGCUGGAGGCGAUCAAGAAAGUGGUUGCUGGGGAGUCGACGAUGCUGGUGCUGCCUACUGGUGCUGGAAAAUCACUAUGCUACCAGCUGCCAGCUCUGAUUUUACCUGGGAUAACAUUGGUUGUGAGUCCUUUAGUGGCCUUAAUGGUUGAUCAACUAAGGAAACUUCCUCCGGUGAUACCUGGUGGUCUACUUUCCAGCAGUCAGACACAUGAAGAGGCUUCUGAAACUAUGGAUAGGCUUCUUGGAGGAGACGUCAAGGUGCUUUUUGUUUCGCCUGAAAGAUUUCUAAAUGUGGACUUCUUAUCGAUAUUUGAGGAUGCACUGUCUAUAUCGCUUGCAGUGAUUGAUGAAGCUCACUGCAUUUCUGAAUGGUCUCAUAACUUUCGGCCUUCAUAUUUGAGGCUGAGGGCAUCAUUGUUUCAGAGCAAGCUUAAUGUCAAGUGUCUCCUUGCAAUGACAGCAACUGCAACAACUCAGACAUUGCAUGAUAUUAUGCAUGCUCUAGAAAUUCCACCUAAUAAUCUUAUUCAGGCAUGCCAAAUACGUGAAAACCUCCAGCUUGUUGUAAUCUUGAGUGACAAUAGAUUGAAAGAUUUGUUGGUGCUAAUGAAGUCCUCUCCUCUGAUUGACAUGCAAAGCAUUAUUGUGUAUUGUAAAUUUCAGGUAGAAACUGAAUUAGUGAGCAAGUAUCUCUGUGAUAAUAAUAUCCCUGCCAAGGUUUACCAUAGUGGCAUACCCACAAAGAAUAGAAGCCGUGUACAGGAGCUUUUCUGUUCUAACAAACUUAGAGUGGUUGUAGCAACUGUGGCAUUUGGAAUGGGCCUCGACAAGAGUGAUGUGCAAGCAGUGAUCCAUUAUAGCUUGCCAGAAAGCUUGGAAGAAUAUAUUCAGGAAACUGGCCGUGCUGGAAGGGAUGGAAGGCUAUCCUAUUGUCAUCUCCUUCUUGAUGUUACUACCUAUUAUAAGCUGCGUAGUCUUUCUUACAGUGAUGGGGUAGAUGAAUAUGCAAUAAGCAAAUUUCUUUCCCAAAUAUUUUCUAGUGGUGUCCCCUUAUCUGGGAACAUUUGCUCCUUGGUUAAAGAAUCUGCAUCCCGGAAAUUUGAUAUGAAAGAGGAGGUGCUUUUAACAGUCCUUACUCAGCUGGAAAUUGGCGAUGAGCAAUAUUUGCGCCUACUUCCACAGCUUAAUGUGACAUGUACAUUGUAUUUUCACAAGACAGCCCCGGCGUUGCUAUCUGACAAGGAUAUUGUAGUUGCAACGAUUUUGAAAAUUUCAGAAAUAAAGGAAGGGCAUCAUGUGUUUGACAUACCAACACUAGCAAAUACCAUUGGCAUAUCAACCAAAGACCUGUUCAAUCAGUUGCAAGACCUAAAGUCUUUAGGAGAAAUAACAUAUAAUUUGAAGGAUCCAGCUUUCUGCUAUACGGUUGUGAAGCAACCAGAUGACUUAUGCUCCCUCUCAACCCAUCUCACGAAAUGGUUAUCUGAGGUUGAAAGCUGCAAGGUACUAAAAUUAGAUGCAAUGUUCAAUGUUGCAAAUUUUGCUGUAAAAGAGUGCAAAAGAAUUGUUGGUUGCUCCGAAUCCUUGCAUACAAAGUGCAUUCAAGAAAAGGUUUUAGACUACUUCAGCGGGAGGCAUCACACCUUCACUGAUGAUUCCUCUAUGAAGAUGAAACGAAGCAGCCCGUUUCUGCAUGCAGAUAUAAAGGUGUUCCUGCAGAGUAAUUCAUAUGCCAAAUUUACCCCAAGAGCUGUUGCAAGAAUUAUGCAUGGCAUCCCCAGCCCAGCAUUUCCCUCUGCAACUUGGUCAAAAAGCCAUUUCUGGGGGCGCUACAUGGAAUUUGAUUUUCCAGUUGUUAUGGAAGCUGCAAAAAUGGAGCUCUUGAACUUUGCCAGAAAAGGUGGAGAAUCUAAUAAAAAUGGCAAUAAAAUGUCUCUGAGAUGCAAGAUGACUGUACAAGAAACCAUCUAGUUAGCUUGCCUGCUCUUCAAAAUGAAGCAGGUUCCUGAGCACACUACACCCAUGCAUCAAUUGCCUUAAAUUUGUUUCUUUGUUUGCAAUCAAUUACCCAUCAUCAGGAAUGAGUCAGUUUGCAAUCAUCGGACAGACAAGUUAAGGCAAUGUGAAGAGAAUUUAUUUCGGGCUUCUACCCUGUCGACAAAGGCAUGCUGCAGAAUCCAACUUCUUGAGAAGAGAAUAAAAAAAUGUCAACUCAAUAUUUACAUGUUGCAACCUCUACUGCUAUUUUGGAAGGCAGUAUCGUUUACAAAUUAGAGAAGUCCUCUGUAUAUUUAAGAUGGCAUUCUGAAUCAUUUUAAUUUUCACUUCAACCAACCUUGUUUUCUUGAGCAAUAUCAGAUGAAUGAAACAUAACUGAACAUAAAUUAUUCUAACACAUUUAACUAGCGAGAGAA